AAAUUUGUUCUUUGUUCAAGCGUUGCCUGAAAAUCAAUAAUUUGCCUCAAUAGUUCGAUUUGUCUUAUUCAAUCCAUUGUUUAAUAAGUUAUUAAUUAUUUGGCCAUACGUGUCUGUACAAAUUGUAGAACUAUUCCGUUGUUUCGAUUCCUUUCAAAACCUUGCUUGCAAGAAAACUUAACAGUUGAAGCAGUGUCGAAGUCGAAAUAUUGGGGCAACAAGAAGCGAACCAACACAGAUAAUCGUAAGAAGAACAACGUAAAAAAUGCUUCAAUUCUUCCCAUGAAUUUGCCAUUAAACAGGUAAAAAUAAAAGAAAGAAGAAAGAAUUGUAAUGCAAUUCCCAUUUCAAAAAGCUUCUCAAUUCAUUGAAUAACAUCCAUGUUCCUUUUAUCAUUAUUUCCCAUGGAGGGCUCCAGGCUGUGUGUAAUGAUCUACAAGUUACUGUUGAUUAAAACCGAUAUCUGAUUAUUCUUGGAAUAAUGAUGUUUGUGCAAAAAACGUUGAAAGCCAUUCAGCUGAAUAUAUCAUUACGUCGUCUUGCGAAGGCUAAGAGAAGAGCUGUGAAGUUACAUGAAGAAUGUUGUAUCCGUAAAAAAGAGAACUUAAAGCCAGGUAGCUACUAUGAACAGUUCUGCUCGUUGUCGUUAUGGUUCCUGUUUGGUUCUAUAGUUAAUCUUUUUCUUUAUUUGGUGUUAAUCUAUCAUGUUGAAACAACCUUAUGGACAGCGGUCAUAAUUUGUUUUUGUGCUGGGUUUGUGCUUUGUUUAGUUUUACCAUACUCGGUGGCCGUUCGCUGUACGAUCCUUUUGGCUGCCCCGGGAUUUUUCACAAGCAAAGGGCGAUCGUUUCUGAUUCUGUAUGCUUUCAUGCUCACUCUGAAUCAACCAGUGGCCAAUUUUAGUAACAACAUUGUCGUGAUGACCGAGGCAAUGACUUGCGGCCAAGAAGUUGCCUACAAUCAAACAGAGAGACUUAUAGCCAUCGCUUUAAAUCCUUUAUCUGGGAUUAUCGGUGGGAUUGAGGAGUUUGUGAAUACAAUCAAUCGCUACAGUCGUAUGGCACAGCAAGCAUUUCUGUCAAUGAAGAAAGGAAUCGAAGAACUAGUUGCCUCAAUAAAUAAUAUCUUUUCUUGGCUUGGCAACAUAGUGAAUGUUUGCAAUGAAAGGAUGCUCGACCCUUUUAGAAAAUGCACGAGGGCUUUUAAAUUGGCUCGUAAUAAUUGUGUUAGGACGGUGCUACCAGAAUUUGUGAAAUUGUGCAAUAUUGUAACCUUUUUUAAAAGUAUAUGUCACUUAGCAAGAAUUGGCGAAAUGUUAUGUUCUCUUACUGAAGUACUCAAGAAGCUUGUGCUUCGAACGUUUGCCGCUCCAGUUAGCAUUGCAAUUCAGAAUUUAUAUGACAUGUUCUACUUUAAAAUAAAAAUCGAUUACGAAUACCAAGUGUCUAUGGAGCAGACGAAAAGUUACAGUCAAGUGAAAAAAGAUGUGCUCCGUGAAGUCAAAGAAAAACUGAGCAUGUAUUUUACAAAAUUGGAAUUCAUCAAAUUUGUCACAGACUUAAUGCUAAUUAUUGUGUUCGUAAAAGCUUAUCGUUAUAGAAUUAAAUACCUGAGUAAAGAUAAAUUUGAUAAUAUUUACAUUUCGAAAAAUUUAUAUGAUAUUGACUAUAUAAAAGGGAUUCAGUCGAAAGAGACACUACUUCCAUUGAAGAGAUCUGAGAAACAAAACUAUAUUAGUUCCACUUCGUUAAGGCUAACUUGUCAAGAGAAACGAAAAUUCUGUAAAGGCUUUGUUUUCUUUUUAAUUACUUCUUCCACCAUACUUUUCCAUUUAUUUUGUGAUUAUGGCCUCUUCUGGAUCCUGGAACUAGUGCGCAAGAGUUUUUCAAUGAAAGUUGACGUCGAAGAACUGUCACAUGUUCAAGUACAUGUUAGUGGCAAAGGGCCGUAUGCAGACAUGUAUAAAUCUCUGAUAUCCAUUUUUGGUCCCUUGGCAAGCAAUGAUGUGAAAAACCUUACUCUUUGUCUCCCUAAUCCAACUGAACCCAAUUACGAAGUAUACAAAACCAUCAGCAUGAUUAUGGGCUUGUGCCUAAUAUCAGUGGUUUUUGAAGGCUACGGGCGACGACUACGCCAUAUUGUCUGUGAUGAAUUUUAUCCAGUUCGUGCCAAAGAAAGAGCAGUGUGGCUCUAUUCUAAUCUCUUGGUACAACGGGGGAGUCUAGAAAAGUUUCUACGGCGGAAAAUGCGUCUUGACUAUCGAAGUUCUAUGGAUGCAAAAAACAUCAGCUGGAAAGGUAAACUUGCAGCAAGAUGUCCUCCGGUUCGGCGAUUACUUGAGAUUCUGGGGUUUGAAAUCAAAUAUUGUUUAGGAUGCAGUGCAGAUGGUAAAAUAAGUGACAGAGUGAACUUCAAACAUUGUGAGAAUGAAAGCUGUAAGGCUGUGUAUUGUUUGGAUUGUUACUAUGAUAUCCACAACACUUGUACGGUGUGUAUGAAACCAAUUGAUUAUGCUGACUUGUCUGAUGUGAGUGAUGAGAGAGACUCCAGCGAGUGUGAUGCUGAAAAUGCUUACCAAUCUGAGCAGAAUAAGAAGAAAUUACAGGCAAAAGUUGCCAUGGAACAAGAAAACAUUGCAAGGAACAACCGUCUUCAACGACGUAAAUCUCAAGCAAUUCUGCAGAAAGCUUAUGACUUGAUAAUGAUGGAGUACAGACCUUUAAAAGAGAGAACCCGAUGCAAUUACAGGUAUAGAUGAGAUGGUCAUAGCAGCUAAACUAGACAUAGAAAUUGGAAGUGAUACCUUUAUUCCUAUUUUUUUAUAAUUUUAGACAAGAUGAUAAAAAAUGAAAUAUCAUUUGCAGUGGAGUGAUUUCAAGUUAUGGAAAUAUACGUUUGAUUUACAGUCUUUUAGCGGAUUAUAAAGUGAAGCCCUGUAAAAACUAAAUCAGAAAAAAAGGCCACAAAGGUACAAUAUCAAGGUAUCUGAUGUUGUUUUAAAUUGACUGUAAACUUCAUAAGAUCUAAAAUUCAGUUUACAGUAUAUUACCUGUUCUUUGACAGAUAUAUGUCAUUAACAGAAAUUAUCCAAAUUGGAAAACAAGCUUUCCAUUUCUGUUGUUGAUGAGUCCCCCACCACCCACAUAGCUUCAGACUAAAAUACAACCAGGAGGAAAUAACAGGUUGAAACCAGUUAAUUCUUUCACUUUUUUUUUUUUUUUUACAAUUUUCCCCUGUAAAUUAAUUCUUCAAAUUAAACCCGAAGGAAUAUUUUAUUUAGCCCAGGCACACAUACAUGCUUACACUUGUAUGUUGGUACAGGCCUGGGAGAAACGGAAUGUUCUGAUGAGAAUUUAUCUUGUUGAUUCUCCUGUAAGAUCCAGAGAAGCACAUGAACUGUAACACCGACAAAAGAGUAAAAACAAUUUGAGGAGAAUAAACAUUGUAUGAUUACCA
Octopus sinensis (East Asian common octopus) is the source of this 3456-nucleotide messenger RNA. Its product is annotated as DC-STAMP domain-containing protein 2-like. Gene Ontology annotation, cellular component: membrane. Bases 482 to 2758 code for a protein of 758 amino acids. The record is from RefSeq and is a predicted model, not a curated record. Lineage: Eukaryota; Metazoa; Mollusca; Cephalopoda; Octopoda; Octopodidae. The transcript has a single exon.